AUGUCAUCACAACGUUCCAAAGACGAGCUCGACCCGGAGCAUCCGAAUCCAUGCUAUCCACGAGCAUGUGCAAUCCAAUCAUGUCUUCAGAGGUCAGGCUUCGACCAGUCACGCUGCGAACACUUGAUCGAUGACCUGUAUCGUUGCUGUGCCAAGUUCUACCAACAGCGCGGGAAGGGCGCUGAAGCAGAUAGUUGUCCCAUUGCGUCUCUUGUCGAUAGAAGGAUACGGAAGAUGGAGGAGGAGGGCAAGGGAGGUGCCGGAGGAUCGCUGCUUGAGACCAAGAAGAGGUGA
Molecule: messenger RNA, 294 nt
Organism: Ustilago hordei
Lineage: Eukaryota; Fungi; Basidiomycota; Ustilaginomycetes; Ustilaginales; Ustilaginaceae
Exons: 1
Coding region: 1-294 (97 amino acids)
Cellular component (GO): mitochondrial intermembrane space
Source: RefSeq, a predicted model, not a curated record